Anopheles stephensi (Asian malaria mosquito) is the source of this 5650-nucleotide messenger RNA. It is a transcript of the gene Scr, whose product is annotated as homeotic protein Sex combs reduced. The transcript has 3 exons. Gene Ontology annotation, biological process: anterior/posterior pattern specification; regulation of transcription by RNA polymerase II. The coding region runs from base 1176 to 2315 and encodes 379 amino acids. The record is from RefSeq and is a predicted model, not a curated record. Lineage: Eukaryota; Metazoa; Arthropoda; Insecta; Diptera; Culicidae. Gene Ontology annotation, molecular function: RNA polymerase II cis-regulatory region sequence-specific DNA binding; DNA-binding transcription factor activity, RNA polymerase II-specific. Gene Ontology annotation, cellular component: nucleus.
AGAGACUGCCAUACUCGACCGGCAGUGAGCAGCAUCCUAAGUACGCCGCGAACGCAAUCGACGGAGAUACGCGAACGGCGCAUGGUGUUGUAGCGACCACUUCAUUCCGGGUUUCCAACACUUUCGGUCGUAAUGUGAAACUCGUCGCGGUGAUCGUGCAGUUAACGAUGGAUCUGUUCGUUGGUUGACUCAACCGCGUGUCUUAAUCUGUUUGGUGAUUAUUUUGAUUUAAUGAGCGUUUGCGUUCUUUACUGCUGUUUCAUCGGUGUUGUGUCCGAACAAUGGAAGUGGAGUCGUUUUGACAACGUGUAUGUGGAAGAGCAGCAAUAAUCGUAGCUUGUCCAAAAAAGAAACAAACCAAGUUUAUAACAGUGAAAUUUAAGGUGGCAGGUAGAAAAUCAUACCGUGGUUACAUUAACCCAUGAAUAGUGCUCCAAAUGUCCACGCGAUGGUCAGCUGUACAUACAUGAGAAUGGAAAACUAAAGCAAACCAAGGUUUGUGUCUAAUCAGUGGUCGCUGGUGUUUUACAAGAGUGCAAAUUAUUCGAUUCAGCUACGGCGAUACAUCAUCGAGGAUUCCAACCUACAAUUCGCGUCGUGUGCAGCUGUUUGUCAGUGAAUUUGCAAAAUUGUGAGUGACGAGACACGGCUACAGCUUCAAGUGGCAUCUUUCAUACAGCGGUGUGUUGUAGGGAUGAUCGCAUUGAAUAAUUCCCGCAACGAUAGCUGCUGACUGUAUUUUGCGGUUGAUUCAACUACCACAACGCAUCCAAAACCCCGGCACAUACCUUUACAGUUAUUGCGAGACUUGCCGUUGAAUUAUUUCAUAUAAAGUGUAUGUGUGCAUUGCUGAGUGUUGGUGUGUGUGAGUGAUUUUUUAUUCAGCCUCUUAAAAGUCGUUCCCAAAUUAGUCCUUCUUUGUUUGUGAUAAGUGAUGAAACACCUGUUCUGAUAUUUUACCGGUUAUUCGGGUGUGGCUAAUGCGUGCCACGCAAGUGAUACAGCUUUCAUCGUAAAAUUCCAUCACCAAAUCCAUCCCAAGCAUCAGCACCCACUGGAGAACCUUUUCUACGAUCCGAAAAGAGUGAGUUUAGCUUGUGGAAUUCUAUUCGAUCCCCUUCAAUUGUGUUCACAACCCGCUUACCUAAUACCGGAGACAUUGAAAUCGUACAAAUAUGGAUGCCAACAACUUUGUGAUGUCUUCCUAUCAGUUCGUUAACUCGAUCGCCUCGUGCUAUCCCAGCAACGCACAAAACACAAAUAGCUCACCGAAUACGGCUGGAAGUCAAGGUGGCCAAAGUGAUGGGUACUUCCCACCCUCGGCAUAUACUCCAAAUAUUUAUCCCGGCACGCCGCACCAAGCGCACUACAGCUCACAGUCGUACAAUCCGCUCGCAGGGGCCGGAGCAACCAGCGUAAACAGUGCUAGUGGAGGCCCCGUAGGUGGUGGACAUCAGCCUAGCGACAUGGUCGAUUACACCCAGCUACAACCACAAAAAUUCCUCCUCUCACAACAGCAACAGCAACAGCAGCAGCAACAACAGUCCACACUUAGUUCGCAAAGUUGUAAAUACGCCAGUGAUGGUCCUAGUACAGGUACAAAUGUAGUUAAUAACAACAAUAACAAUAGCACCACAAGCCCUCAGGAUUUGAGUACGGCCAGCGGUGGCGGCGCUGGAAACGGUGCAAACGACGGCAAUAGUGGUAGGACCGAGAUUUCGCCAAAACUGUCACCCGGCUCGGUCGUAGAAAGUGUAACCCGAUCGCUAAAAGCAGGCAACCCAUCCACGGCCGUGAGUUCGAGCAACACGAACAACAACACCAACAACAUUAGCAAUCGAAACCAAGUGAACCUGCCGCUCGGUAGCCCGGAAGAUGAGUCCGAUGCUAGCGAUGAUGAUAGCGGCACGGAAGGAGGCAGCUCGCAAGGAGGUGGUGGCAAUGGCGGAAAGAAGGGAGGACCGCCACCUCACAUCUAUCCAUGGAUGAAACGAGUGCAUAUCGGUCAAAGUACGGUGAACGCAAAUGGGGAAACGAAACGCCAGCGCACGUCUUACACACGCUAUCAGACGCUCGAGCUGGAGAAGGAGUUUCACUUCAACCGAUACUUAACGCGCAGACGACGCAUCGAGAUCGCACAUGCCCUCUGUCUGACCGAGCGACAGAUCAAAAUCUGGUUCCAGAACCGGCGGAUGAAGUGGAAGAAGGAACACAAGAUGGCCUCGAUGAACAUUGUGCCGUACCACAUGUCGCCGUACGGUCAUCCUUAUCAAUUCGAUAUUCAUCCUUCACAGUUCGCGCACCUGAGCGCAUAGGACGCGUGGCACUUUUCGGGUACUGGUUAGAGACUCAACCAGCUCUAUCAGGAACAGUAUCAGGGAUAUCAGGGCAAUCAGGACAGCGUACUGUUUGGCGGCGGCGGUGUAGGUGGAGGCGGCGGCGGCAGCAGUACGCCUUCUGAUACCACUAAAUACAAUCAGGAGUUUUGAUUGUCCCCUGGUCUACCAGCUAUCUCACGUUGCGACUUGCACUGACCAACCAAAAGGGGACAAACGCUCGCAUUUUCGAGGCGUCUUUAGCGUUAAGACGCUUCGAAAAUGAUCGCAAGUCCGUGAUAUCUCUGAACGAACAGCAACUGUGACUGUUGUAUGAGCUGCCGUUGGGAGGAGAACACGAAAGAAUGGAAACUGCAACAGUAACCAUUCAUCAUUCAUCAGAAUGCACGCUGCAUACGACACACUCAAUGCAGUGUGUUAAGAUUGUACGCUCACUGUUUGAUACGAGACUUUCGGACUCGUUUGCUUCCACUGUACCGAACACUUCCCGUCACCCUAUCCUUAUUGAUCUUUUUUUGUUAUUGUAACGAUUUCCGCACUACCCAAACAAUGUUGUGUACAUAAUUGUUGCUAAAUUAACCCCCCACUUUUCCUAUCACAACCCUUUUGAUGUACGGUGGAAGCAAACGACAGCGGAAUCUCCUAUCAAUCGCAAGCUCUUCUCUAAUCAGUAUUCGAAAAGCUGGCCUCGCAUUCCACGAGGCAUCCAUAUACUAGUUUGUAAGUCAAGUUUCUAAACUGUACGCGUAACAUUUUCUAGGCUAAGUAAGUGUUGCGAAAGUUAAGGUACCUUUUUCGAGCGGCAAUACUACAGUAUACUCUCAUUCUCAUGCAGUCCAACCAUCCUCGACAUGAGAUUUCUACAUAGGUUUUACAUCAACGAAGAUCAUUUAGCAUAAUGAGCACGGUUAUGGUGUCAGAUAGGAACUUUAAAUUUCUUUUCUAAACAAUCUUCAGCUUAGUCUUGAUUUAAUUUAGUCAUUUGGUUCGAUGAUUGAAUACGCAAAAUUGGCUAUGCAUUCAACAGGUGCGCUCCGACCUGCAUCCAUACGUUUUAACCGUACUUCUCAUGAUCUUGGUAUUAUAGGAAUAAACAACCAAACUAGAUGUUUGAUUUCAGUUGCGGAUGCGGAUUUGCGUUACUCAUGCAAAGCUGGUUGCACACGUCGUGCGAAAUUGUUUAAAUGAAUAGGAGAAUGGGUUGCAAAGAAAAGUAGAACCUUAUUAUUUAUUAUUAUUCAUUUCUCAGUGCACCGUGCGCCAACAAGAGCUAAACACAAUUUUAUUAGCAAUGAAAAACUCGUCACAAAAUCAAAAUUAAGUGUUGUGACAUCGAUGAAUUAGGUUCACUCGUUACUGUAAGAACGUCGUAUUCCAGCAAUGUGGCGAUUGAUAUUAUUUUGGCAGGAAAAAUGUGUGUACUUAAUUGCAAAUCAGCUAACGAUGAAUUCAGUUUCCCUUCUCAUACUUGUUGAGUUUUUCUUUGUUUUCACUAUUUUAAUUUAUAUGACUUGUUUGGCUACAUAUAACAUGAUUUUGGCCUGAGAAGAAGGGAACAGUUAUUCAUACCGUUGUAAAUUGUGAUUAAAAGAGAAUUUCGAUAACAUGCUCCAACCCAGCAUGCGCAUAGUAAUGACAGCAAAUUCGGAUUCAUACAGGGCUAUUUUAUGUUGGAUGCCGGCAUGGCCACAACGAUCGUAUCUUGCACAUAACCAGAUCACAUUCUCUCCACGGUUGUUUCAACAUCUUGAUCAUGAAACCCUUUUAGUAGCAUUAUAGGGAAACGAAAACAAUGAAGUUUAAUACAAAUUGGAACAUUGAGUUUUAAGAUUAGCGAAUGAUUCUGUGUUUGUACAUAGCACCUCAAGCAAACUGACCGGUAGGACGAAUCUAUGAUCUAUAUAACAGAAAGCAGUUUUCCCUGCGUUGCUACGCUGGUCACGUAAAGCGUCUCGAAUCUAUGUGUAGCUACAGGACACGAUCUAAAACAAUGGGUAAGAUAAUGAAUGGGAGAGAUUAUGGGUACAAUACAAAACAAUAGUAACGCUCCGUGAUAGGCGAUGCCUAUCAACAAUCAUCACUAUAGGCAUUAGACAAAUAUGGAUCCGUGGAAUAGAUGGAUGCAAGAGAUGCACGGAGGUAAAAACACUGCUUCCUUACAAAAGGCGUCCUCGAGUGAACAAACAAAAAUAAUUAAGAAAUUGUUAACUCUUCGAGCUGACCUAGCUUAUGAGCUAAUUUUUUAAGCAUUCCGAAGGUAUGAGAGGUGCAUCUCAACAGAUAGUUAGACUUUGUUGUGACAUUUGUUUUUGAGGGUACACACAUGAAAAUGAUCCUGAACAUAAUAAUACUAGUUUCAACGACGAAUGUCUUACACAGACAUCCAGAAAAUAGAAUUUGAAUAACGAAAAAUUUAUUAACAAUACAAAAAAAAAACAUUACUCUGCGCUCAAAUGUUCAAAACCUAUUUGGACAACAUUAUCAAAAGUUAAAAUUAACCAAUUUAAAUUGUACCCUCGUUUUGUACCUUCGUUUCGUUGAUAACCACAAACCGAAAUAGCACUGUAGAAAUAAUUCCGGAGCAAUCCGUAGUUUACUGCAGGAUAAGCAUAUUUUGUUUACAGGAUACAUAUUCAUACUUAGAAAAUUACUAUGUGCGUGUCUCAAUGAACAUCUGUCAUCGCAUUGUCUUAGUCAGCUGAUCUAUAAACCGGUCUGAGAUAGCACGGAUAUGAAUGAAUAUAUUCAGCAGUAGUUUAUUAAAAACACAGCCGAUCAAAUUAAUUGUGUUGAGAUCGUAGUUUAAUAGAAUGUUUUAUUUAUUUUGUUUUAAGCACGCUGUAUGUUUAGCUCAACUCCUAUGCUAUAGCAAGGCGUAGGGUAAGCCGUGAGAAAUUCCAGCAAUGUAACUCAAUGCUUGAUGAUCCUGAAGCGAUUCUACCAAACUAACGAGCUCUGCUACUAGGUAAACAUCGGCCGAAACCUACGGAAAUCACACUGUUCGAACUUUCUCGCAGGGAAAUGUAGAAAACGAAAUUCCUUCAUAUAGUACGAACUCACACAUUUUCAAACAGGAGACGUUUAUGAAUUACCAUCUAGGUACUCAGCUCUACGGUUCAGGUACAAACGGCCAAGAAAGCGGUAAACUCUAUGAGAAUUCUCUUUUUUGAGUGACGAGUGAAUUGUAACACGUUCAGUCAGGAAUGCAAUAUCAGUGGAAGCAGUAUGUUUAAGUUACAGUAGUAAUUUGAAGAAAAUAUAAAUAAACACAAAAUACCUGUAAAACAAAUAAAAAAAAUCAUUCAUCAAAUUAA